Messenger RNA from Coffea arabica (coffee), 498 nucleotides. NCBI's taxonomy places the organism in Eukaryota, Viridiplantae, Streptophyta, Magnoliopsida, Gentianales, Rubiaceae. The record is from RefSeq and is a predicted model, not a curated record.
AUGCGCCUGCAAACAGCCGCGGAUGAGAUCCGCUGCAAGACCUUCCCCAUGUUCUUAAAGGGGAAGGCUCGACUCUGGUUUCAGGGCCCGGCCCCCGGGUCUAUCCGGAACUUCCCUGAACUGGCCAGGCAGUUCGUAGCCCAAUUCGUUUCCUCGAAGACUUACUCGAAGAAUGCCACCCACCUAAUGGCUAUCAGGCAGAGCCAUGACAAGUCCCUAAGAAAUUUCAUGACCCGCUUCAAUGCGGAGAGUCUGCAGGUCAAAGACAAAAACGAAAAGGUGGUCAUGGCCGCCUUCGUGAAUGGGCUCAGGGUGGAGGAGCUCUUCUACAAGCUGGCCGAGAAGUCGCCGAAGAAUCUGGAGGAGCUCCUGACCAGGGCGCACGCGGUUGCUAAUGCGGAGGAGGCAGGCCGUCUGAAGAAAGAGUCAGAUCGGGAGUUCGGAGAUCGGAAGGGACGGACAAACCCCCCAGAGGGCAAGGAUUGGGGAAAAGUUUGA